Molecule: messenger RNA, 489 nt
Organism: Fragaria vesca subsp. vesca
Lineage: Eukaryota; Viridiplantae; Streptophyta; Magnoliopsida; Rosales; Rosaceae
Product: CASP-like protein RCOM_1206790-like
Exons: 4
Coding region: 1-489 (162 amino acids)
Source: RefSeq, a predicted model, not a curated record
AUGGAUCUGCAUACGUAUUCAGAAAAACCAGCAGCGUUUACCGCCAGUAGAGUUCUGAAAAUUUCUGCUAUUGCGCUGAGGAUCCUCACCAACAUUUUCCUGCUUCUGUCUCUCAUCAUCCUCAUAACCAAAGUUAAUGCAAACGGGCCGUUCAAGGAUGACACAGUUCACUUUUAUGAACUUGUUGGAUACCGAUACAUGACUGCCACAAUUAUUCUUGGAGGUGCAUAUUCAAUCUGGCAAACCAUGACAGCAGUUAUCCGCCACAAGAAAGGAUAUGAAGGAAACCUUGUACUUGACUACUAUGGUGAUAAGGUUAUGUCGAUAGCAUUAGCCACAGGAUCGGUUGCAGGAUUCGUUAUGACUGGAGAAUUACAAAGAGAAGCCUACAAAGUUAGCAAAGAUACUGGUGAUUACUACCACAAGUUUUUCAAAAUGGGAUAUGCAGCAGACGGGCCCUGGUUAAGGUUUCAUAAGAUGCGAUUUUAA